AUGGCUCUACAAUACGGAGGAGUCCAAAGAGACUUCAAAGAACGAUUUUCUGACAAUUAUAACAGAUGGCUCGACAAUAGAUUCGAAAAAGAUGAUGAAGAAGUUGACAAAUCAAAGCAUCUUUCUCCAGGAAUCCUGGAGAAGGAGACGACGGCUGAGCAAGAUCGUCUUGAAACCGAUUCUUCACUUCCGGACGAUACCAUCUUCGGUUUUGAGAACGAGAUAAAGUCAAUGAAGAACUUCUUGCUGGAUCGAAAGGUCUACAAGGAGUUCAAGACUCUUGUGAUUGUCGGAGAAUACGGUGUUGGAAAGACAGCAUUAUGCAAGAAGAUCUUCAACGAUGAUGAUGUGAAGAGUGUUUAUGCUCCGAGGAUUUGGGUUUCUAUGCAUAGCCAAGAGACACAGGCAAGAGAGGAGGACAAGAAGAUAUCUGUGUUGAAGAGGAUCUUGAAGGAUCUUGGCGUUGAAAAUGAGAUGCUCAAAACCAUCCGUGAAGAGACUGAACAAGAAGUUGCAACCAAGAAGGAAAAAGGAGAGACUGAUACAGAGACUGUUACAGACAAGGAGAUCUCUGCUCUGCUCUAUGCACUUCGUUUGAAUCUGAGGUUUAAGAAGUAUCUGAUUGUGUUUGAUGAUGUGCGAGAAGAAGACGAUUGGAACGAGAUUCUUGAGGAUGAUGAGAAGAAACUCAAGGAGGAUGAGAGAUGCGGAAAGUAUCUUUCAGAUGGAUUCCCUAAAGGUUCUGGUGGGAGAGUCAUAUACACGACAAGGGAUGUGAAGUUGGCGAAGAAGCUAGUAGCAGAGGAACAUGAGAUACAUCGUCUUUGGCCUCUGACUGAUUUAAAAAGUGUUUGGGAUAUAUAUGAAGCAGCGCUCAAAGAGAAUAAGCAGAAAGAGCCUCCAAGGAAUGACACGAAAUGCAUAGAUGAGCUAAUGAACAAGUCUCGAGGUCUUCCUCUAGCUAUUAAACUGAUGGCCACACUUCUUCCUGUGUUUCUUAACGAUGAAAAGGUUGCGGAAGACGGUUCUGCCAAUGGAGGAACCGAUAACCUACACGCUUCAGAAGAAGAUAGAAGAACUACACCUCUGCAGACUCGAGAAGAUUGA
Messenger RNA from Arabis nemorensis, 1107 nucleotides. Lineage: Eukaryota; Viridiplantae; Streptophyta; Magnoliopsida; Brassicales; Brassicaceae. The record is from the annotation of a GenBank genome assembly.